AUGGGGAAUCAAGGAUCGUCUGCGCACGAGCCGUUUGAUCGAGCACAAGCGGCAGCAAACGCCGACCUCAAAAUGAAGUCGUCAGUGCGCGCGUCGUUGCGUCGGAGUCGCGCGGGCGGUGCUUUGUCGCCCCCGCGCGCCGGCAUGGAGCGGCUGCGGCGAUCUUUCCGCGAGUCGUUCCGCCGACGCAAGGGCUCACCGCCAGAGUCCGCGCGCCCGCACCAAUGGCACGCGGACGAGGCGGCUGUACGGGCCGGCACUUGCACCUUCCCUGUCAAGUACCUCGGCUGUGUCGAGGUGUUCGAGUCGAGAGGCAUGCAAGUCUGCGAGGAGGCCCUCAAAGUACUUAGGAACUCCCGGCGUCGGCCGGUCCGCGCCGUGCUACAUGUCAGCGGCGACGGUCUGCGCGUCGUCGAGGAGGAGACUAAAGGGCUCAUCGUAGAUCAGACUAUCGAAAAGGUGUCAUUUUGUGCACCCGACCGAAAUCACGAACGAGGUUUUAGUUACAUCUGCCGCGACGGCACGACCCGCCGCUGGAUGUGCCACGGGUUCCUGGCGUCCCGCGACAGCGGCGAGCGGCUGUCGCACGCGGUGGGUUGCGCCUUCGCCGCCUGCCUUGAGCGCAAACAGCGCCGCGACAAGGAAUGCGCCGUCUCCAUGAGCAUCGACGCGGCCAGCCACGCUUUCACCCGCCAGGGAUCUUUUCGAAAAUCAGGUAUAACAGCGCGACGUGUAUCGGAAGCGGACGCGGGCAGCAACAACAACGGGUGCACGGCGGUAUCGCCCGCGGGGGUGGCGGGGGUGGCGGCAGUGGCGGCCGUGACGGCCGUGGCGCCCGCGGUCGUGGCGCCCGCCAGCGCCGUGACGCCGCGCCCCGCGCCGCACAACCCCUUCGCCGUAGAGCGGCCCCACGCCGCUCCGCAUCUAUUAGAGAGGCAAGGAUCUUUCCGCGGAUUUGCGCAUCUAAACAAUAGUUCACCGUUCAAACGUCAGAUGUCGUUGCGCAUCAGCGAGUUGCCGUCGAACUUAGAGCGACAGCGCGCCGGGCUAGGCUCGCCCCCGCGAGCACUUCCGCCCGCUCCGGCGGCCGCCCCCGCGGUCGAGCCCCGGCCCGAACUGCCGCCGUCACAGGAGAGUUCGUCGGCGGACCCGGUGGCGGCCAUGUGCCAGCAGCUGUCGGCGGGGCUGCGCGCGCUGGCCGAGGAGCCGCUGGGCGCGACGGCGGAGCCGCUGGGCGUGGCGCCGGGCGCGCUGCCGCACCCCGACGCGUGGCUGGGCCGCGUGGCGCGCGCUCCGGCGCUGGGUGCGGCGGGGCGCGCCGCGUCCUACGCGGGCCGCACGCCCAGCACCAACCCCUUCCUGUCGCCGCCCGGCACCGCCGAGGCGCUCUAG
This is a messenger RNA of Arctia plantaginis, 1392 nucleotides long. NCBI's taxonomy places the organism in Eukaryota, Metazoa, Arthropoda, Insecta, Lepidoptera, Erebidae. The record is from the annotation of a GenBank genome assembly.